Molecule: messenger RNA, 552 nt
Organism: Adineta steineri
Lineage: Eukaryota; Metazoa; Rotifera; Eurotatoria; Adinetida; Adinetidae
Source: the annotation of a GenBank genome assembly
AUGGGUUUAUUUAAUAGUGGUAAAAAUGAAAAAGUUGAAAAAGUAAGUAAAUAUGAACGUCAUUAUAAUGUUCCUCAAAAUUCUACACGUCGUCGUUCAUCAAAACAUCGUUCUCAUCAAGGUGAACCAGCUGCACGAGCUAUGUCACAACCACCAUUAAUGCGUAUUGGACAUACAAAUGGUGGUGGAAAUGGAGGUGCAGGUGCAGGUGGAUAUUAUCAAGCACCAAGUGUAUUUAAUCAACCUAUUGUUGGUGGAAUGGGUCCAAAUGUACUUCCACCAAAUUUAAUGACACCAAAUGUUUUACCACAAGUUCGAUAUCCAAUUCAACCAUUUGAUUUAAGUAAAUUUGCAACACCAAAUGCAUAUGCAACAAAUCCAUUUAAUGGUGGUCAAAUAGGUGCAAUGAAUUUAGCAUCAGCUUGGAGCAAUGGAUUAGCAUUAGCUAAUAAUCGACCAGCUUUUCAACAACCAUUAAAUGAAUAUCAACAAGCUGCUUGGCCUCAAAUGUCUCCAGCAAAUUAUGGAUAUAUGCCACCGAUGCAAUUUUAG